GCAGAGGACGACCUUUACGCUCCAUUUCAAGAGGAUCUCGAAGGAGCUUCAUGCGGGCAAGAGGCCCGGGACGAGGUCUGCCUCGGGAAGCUGUGCCUUGCACGGCAGAAGUUUAAGCGGAAGCUCGAAGCUUCAAGAAGAGUGGGCCAGCGGUUGCGAAGUGUCAUACGGCGGAUCGAGAGCGGGACCGAAGAGGAUAUGCACACUGUGGACCUUGGUCCUGCAGAAGCUCGGCUGCUGAAGGUCUUGACGCAAGGCUGGGCGAGUUUGGCUUGCACGGAGAUGUGCGAGCUCUACGUUCCGGUGUUCUACAUGAUGUUCUCAUCUCUUCUUCGGGCAGCAGAACACAACCGGACCUAUUUCCGUAUCUUCCGGCUGGAAACCGCCUCAGAGUUUCACGAUGGCCUACAGGGCAACUGCCUCGCCGUAGCGAUCGAGGUUGUCGUGUUCCUCGCCUUGCAGAUGUGGCUCUACCGCAUGUUCGGUAUCAACCUCUGGGAGUUUACAGGGACCUUGGUUCGCCUGGACUACUCCUUCUACGCCUUCGCAACGUCCUGCUGCUUCAUCGCCUUCUUGGCCAUGACGAUCGAGCACUUCGGCACCUGGGGACUCAUGGAUGUGGUCACGGAGCAGUGA
Symbiodinium natans is the source of this 636-nucleotide messenger RNA. The record is from the annotation of a GenBank genome assembly. Lineage: Eukaryota; Dinophyceae; Suessiales; Symbiodiniaceae.